Molecule: messenger RNA, 8155 nt
Organism: Xyrichtys novacula (pearly razorfish)
Lineage: Eukaryota; Metazoa; Chordata; Actinopteri; Labriformes; Labridae
Source: the annotation of a GenBank genome assembly
AUUGCGCAGUCGGAACUGUUGGUCUGGCCUGCCUUAAAUUGCCCAGAUGCUCUUAAUAACAAUAAUAAUAUUAAUAUCAUGGCUGGUUGGUGUGAUUCUGUGGACUGACCACACCUCGAUAACUACAACCCUCACUGUGAUAUAAAUACUGUACUUGAACCAAGCAAACAUGAUGGUCUUCUGUGUUGUUUGGGUAUUACAGCAGCUCACAUGAGGCAGGCCGGCUCGCAGAUGUCAGAGCGCAUCGAUAAGUUCCCAGCGUGUUGUUGCAGCGUCAUCCUGUUUGAAUGAAGUUCAGACCGACAACUAGCCAACUCUUCAUUCGCGCCCCGGUGGAUCCAAACAGGAAAAACAAAGAGUUAAAGGAACAACGGGUCGCCAAAUAUGCCGGUGUUUACAGGUAUGGCAUUAUUAUUUUCGUGGUUAUCAUUUACCACUGAAAAAAACACCGACAUAUUAAUCCACGCACGUGUUUAGUGCUGUAACGUAAAUUUAGCAUAGCUUUAGCAUGCUACGCUGUUAGCGUGCUAACGGUUCAAGGCAGACUGUCAACAUUGUUAGGCCACUGUUGUAAAUAUCACACAUAUCAUUACUCGAAACAGAAGAUAAGUCAUAGAUGCUCCACUGUUUACUGUUUAAUCCCUUGUAAUGGCUUAUUACUGUCUGUGUGAAAGAGUUUCACACUCUCUGUUAGCAUUGGUAGCUUUGCUUGCUACGAUAGCCAAGUCAUGAUUCAACACUUAACAUGCUUCUUGUUGCAUUUACUUCAUUUAAAAGACAAUUAAAGCGAAUGACACCAGGGUUUAUCUUUAUAUCAUGGCAGUAUCUUCAGUGUUUUGCUAUUUAAAGAAGGUAAAACCAAACUGCAUGUUAGCUGCUGCUGCUUUUUCCUGUAGCAGUAUGGUCAGGUGGACUCUACCUGUCUGAGUCCUUAGGGCUCCCUAUACUGUUGCUAAGUAGAUGGUGCUGUGUCAUACACAAACUGAUAGGGCUUCUUUCUGCUUAUUUGUAAAGGCUCACCUCCCUUUAUUGAUCUUGUUUCUUUCAGUAAAUGUGAAAUGGGGCAAAGAGAAGUUUGAUGCAGUCGAGCUGAACACCGAGGAGCCACCCAUGGUGUUCAAGGCUCAGCUCUUUGCCCUGACAGGAGUUCAGCCCGACAGACAGAAGGUCAUGGUGAAGGGGGGCACACUGAAGGUACGAAUAUAAACAAAAACCAAGCAUCUGGUUCUGCUAGUUUAGACUGUCUCCUUGGCAACAAAUUGGGUGAAAAAGCCCAAAUAAGCACUUUUUGGUGUCUGCCAAGGAAAUGCUGCAGUGACAUUUUACGGUAUUGACUUUACAGUCUCUUUAAAGGCUAUAAACCAAAUAUAUGUAAUUUUUUUAAACUUAACUUUUUUAUUUAUCAAUCAAAUCAUUUAUAACGCCAGUUCACAACAGUCGUCAUCCCAAGACACUUUCCAAAGGUUUAGACCAUGCGUAUUGUUUGAUGAAUUAUCAAGACCCAACCUAAGAUGGGUUUUGGCCCAUCUCAUCUAACAUGAGUGACAGUGGCAAGGAAAAACUUCCUUUUAACAGGCAGAAACCUUGAGCAGGACCAGACUCAAGAGAGAGAGAGAGGAGAGCGAGAGGACAGGGGGAGAGAAACAGAACAAGAUAGAUGGAAGGAGAGAGAGAAUGAGUAAGAGAGAGAGAAAGAGAGUUAGGGGACAGCAGCAACAUUAAAACAACAACAACAGCUCAUGUAAUGGUAAAACAAAAUGAAUUCAUUUUACAGGAUCAGGAUAUGAGUAAUUAUGGACAAUGUUAAAUUAAUUUAAUGUGAUUACAGUCAGCAGGCCUAAUAGUAGUUAACUUUAGUUUGAUGUUAUUAAUGUCAGUGAGGCUGAUGUUCAUGUCUGCUGCAACAGUCCGGAGGAACCUAAGAGAAGAAGGAGCUCAGGGCCUGAGGCGGACAAGCAAACAGUCUGUAGCCGUAAAAUGCCCAGGUCUGGUCCAGAGGGAAAAUUGGACAGUUCUAUUGUGUAUGGACUCCAUUUCUUGAUUAUGUGGGGCCAAAGAUAUACAGUAUAUUUUGAGGACUCUUCCAAAACCAGGACAAGACGGCUAGUGAACUGGGAGACUCUUUUAUCUGUUUUGCUACUAUCAUGAUGUGUAUGUGUGUGUAAGGUUUCAACAUUCGGAUACUGUACAUGUUUAUGCAGGACUGUGCUGUGAUCAAGUUGGAAUUUGUUUUUGUUUUGGGGAUUGGGUGCUAAUGAAAAAAAAUGUAUGCACUGUUUGAUAAAAAUGUGGUGCUUAUAAUGUUCAAUAAAAUAUACAUAUAUUUCAAUAAAAUACAUGUGGGGUCUAUCAGGAAACUAAUAUUGGUUUAAGAAGCUAACUGUUGUCUUGUCCUGUUCCUAGGAUGAUGAGUGGGGGAACAUCAAACUGAAAAAUGUGAGUAUUUAAGCUCAGUUUUUAUUCAUCUAAAAGCCUUUUUUAGUACACAGAGCUGUUUUACCAAAAGCCUUUUACCAAAUAAAUUGGUGGACUUGAACACGUUUCUAAAUCUUCCACAGGGAAUGACUCUGCUGAUGGUUGGCUCAGCUGAUGCCCUGCCUGAGGAGCCUGCUGUUCGGCCCAUGUUUGUGGAGGACAUGACUGAGGAGCAGUUGGCCUCAGCGGUGAGUCAGCCAGAUAAUUACCAGUACACUUUAAAAAAAAAAAGCAGAUUACUGUUUUCUGCACUGACACGGCUAGUUAAACUGGUCUCCUCAGUUUGAAUGUUACUAAAUAGAGAAUGCUCGACACCUGAUAUUGCAAGAUCAGCCUCUGAAAAUGAAAGGUUAUGUCAGGUCAGCAUUUUUUGGGAGCUGAGAGUCAUAUCCCUUUACUUAUGCAAGCUGAGAUGUUUCAUUGACUUUAUGUCCAAGUUUUAACCACAUUUCUGCUGAUGAGUGUUGAAAUGUGCCACCAAGAUUUGAUAUAUGCAAACAAAAAACUGCUGAGUCACCUGAUAGUAUGCAGCUGUUCUUAUUUUUUCAUCUCAGCCAGUGACUGGCAGAAGCCCACAGAAAGAGUCCUGUUUCAACGGGAAAGGGAGCAGAUCAUUUUAUUUUCUGCAGUGAUGCCAGCUCUUCUUUGAAAUCUGCCAAAUAUAAUAGUUUUCUGUGUCACAGCAGGAUGGCUCGCCGUAGCUAGAAGCUCUAGGGUAUCGAUAAAUUCAGGACAAAACAGAAAUUGUAUCAAAGCCGAUAAAAAAUUAAAGUCAGGCUGUGCAAAAUCGGCAAACAUGCCCAACAUGACAGCAGUAAAAGAGUAAAAGAGGAGUUUCGAUUUUAUUUAACACGAAAAUCCCAUAUUUUGACAUUUUCAGAUGGAGCUGCCUUGUGGGCUGACAAACCUGGGCAACACCUGUUACAUGAACGCCACAGUGCAGUGUCUGCGCUCUGUGCCUGAGCUCAAAACUGCACUCAGAAGGUGAGUUUGUUUCAGAGGUUUAACACGCCCUGAGUCGAAGCUUGUUACAUUUUUAAGCGGUGCUACCUAAAACCAUCGACUCGUCCUUCAUUAAAGAACUGUGUUUUACCUGGGUUUCUUUUUUUUUCGUCUCUCCUCCUUUUAGGUAUUCAGGUGCUCUGCGAUCAUCUGGGGCGAAUGCACCCUCACAGUACAUCACAGCAGGUACGAAGCAUCAUUGUUAGUUUGAAGUUGGGAAAUACCUCCAAACAAGCAUGCAUCUCAAAUCUGGAAAAACCCCACCCCAGAUUAAUAUGUAUCUGUCUGUUCAUGCAAACUCAGCCCUUAGGGACUUGUAUGAGACCAUGGACAAGACCUCAUCCAGCCUCCCGCCCAUCAUUCUGCUGCAGUUCCUCCACAUGGCCUUUCCACAGUUUGCAGAGAAGGGAGACCAGGGACAGUACCUCCAGCAGGUGAGUGACCGUCACUGAAAUUCAGCCAUGCACUGACCAAAACCAUUAGAGAAAGCACUGUAAAAAAAAAUAAAAAAUUAAGUGUUAAAGUGUUCUCUGCGCCCCCAGGAUGCCAAUGAGUGCUGGCUGCAGAUGAUGAGAGUACUCCAGCAAAAGUUGGAGCCACUAGAGCCGGAGACUCCCAUGGAGGUAAACCUUUGUGCAUGUGGUGUUUUGAUCUGUUAUCGAUGAGUUAGUCCUGCACAAAAGAAACGCUCUGAUUUUGCCUUUUCUCUUGAACUCUACAGACCGACUCUGAGAGUGGAGCAGCCUCUGCCUCUACAAAGAAGAACCUCAUCGACCAGUAUUUUGGUGUAGAAUUUGAAACUUCGUAUCCUUUUCCGCAGCUUACCUACUUUCUUUUCAGUACGGUUUGAGUGAAAGACAUUGUUGGAGAAGACUGACUGAAGGUCCUCCCUGUUGAGUUGUUUCUCUGUGAGGCUUUUUCUUAACUCUGCUGUUCAGUAUGAAAUGUACAGAGAGUGAGGAGGAAGAGCCAAUCAAGGGCAAGGAGAGCCAACUCCAGCUCAGUUGCUUCAUCAACCAAGAAGUCAAAUACCUUGCAACAGGACUAAGGCUGGUAUGCAUCAGACGUGUUUGAUAUAAUUUUCUUUUGACUCAGUGAGAUCCUACUGUGUCUGACAACACCAGCACUCAUGUAAAACUUGGAAGUAAACUUGUGCCUCUUUUUAUCACUUCAGAGACUGCAGGAAGAAAUCACAAAAAUGUCUACAACCUUGGAAAGAAACGCCCUGUAUAUAAAAUCUGUAAGUCUUCUCUACUUUUCCUCAGCUAGUCUUUAGUCAUUCUUUCAAACUCGGACACAAACACGUUUUCUCUGUUAACCCUCCAGUCAAAACUCAGCCGUCUGCCUGCGUACUUGACUGUUCAAAUGGUCCGAUUUUUCUACAAAGAGAAGGAGUCAGUCAACGCAAAAGUCCUCAAGGUUCGUCCUGAACCGGAACAACCUCUCAUAUUAACUGGAACCUCAUGUUUUGCUUCCAUGUCUAAAAUGUGCCCUGUUUUUGUCUUUUUUUAAGGAUGUCAAGUUCCCGCUCAUGCUGGACGUCUACGAGCUGUGCACUGCAGAGAUCCAGGAGAAGAUGCUGCCUAUCAGGUCAAAGUUCAAGGAAGUUGAGGACAAAAAGCUAGAGAAACAGCAGCAGAAGGUAAGAGUGAGCUGUAGUUUCUCAUCUACAGGGCUUUAACCUUCCUCCUGUGUUAGCUUUUACUACGCAUCCACCAUGUUAAAGUUGGUAACAGUUGGUCGGUUUUGACCUGUGUCUAAAAUCAGCUGUAAAUUACACUAAAAGCAAUUCUCUAUCAUCAAGUUUGGUUCUCAUCUCUAGUUUACCUUGUUAGGCUUCAUUAUCCAGGAAAAUAUUGCUUAUAAUAGUUUUUGUUGUGGUCCUCUGGGCCUUUAUUUGUCAGUAUAGCCCUCAUACAGACCUCUAUACUGAAUUGAUCUCACAUGUCUGGACAAGCUCAACAAUGUUUUUUGUGCAGGAAAAAACAUUGAAAAAUGAGAAUUUCCUAAAUCUCACAUGAUUGGAAGAGGAUCUGACUGUCUGUGCGGUGCCUGACAGUAAACUUAUGAUUUCAGUUUUUGCUCUAAUUAUUAGAUAUUGAUCUAAUCAGGUCAACAGUGACCCUAACACGACAAGUGCCAUCAUUUUAAUAAGAGCAUUUUAUAAUUAAGUCAAUUUAAUUUUUUCAUUUUUAUUUUGUUGAAAUGGAGAUUCCUGAAAAAGACAAAAAGUCUUGAUGCAAAAAAGCUAAUUUAAGUGGUUCUUUUAGGCAUUUAAACUCAAAAACAGGUCGGUGCAGACGCUAACACAGGAGGAGGGUUAAAGACCCACUCUGAUGAGAAUCGUGUUUUUCUUGUUUUUUUAUAUGUCCAUAUGGCGUUUUUCUGAUGCUACAGGACAUAUCACGAGAAAACUUAAUGUGAAAUUGCUUUUCUGAGUAUUUCUUCAUUCAAAUCGCUGUCAAUCUUUGACAGACCCAAACGGCAGGUUCAGAAACAGUGAGAUUUCAUAUGUAACCAAUCCAAGCUCCACCCCUGGAGAACCACUAUGCAGGCCACACUCAGCAUAUAGAGGAGAAAUACAGAGGACAGUCUCGCAACAAGCGUGUGCUUUAGAGGAUUGCAAUGCUUGUAAGAAAGCUAAUUAUGAUAAAAUACAGUAAUUUUUGUUGAGAAGUUCAGUUUAGAUAAGUUAGUUGACUCAAAAUAGAGCCUAACACCGUGAUUGUCGUCUGCUCAGUUGUUAAGAGGUUCCUGUUGUGCUGUGUGCACCAGAUGUAUUGAGAGAAAAACUCACUUAUGAGAGACUUGAAAAGCUAUUCUCCUGCAGACUCCUUUUUAUAUUAGCAUGAAUUUUAAUGUUUGUUUAGCUUAGCAGAAGAGGCAGGACUUCAGUACACAGGAGAGUGUUUUGCUUUAAUAUGGGAGUAGGUGGACAUGUAUUGUCCAUCUUCAAAUACACUCAGUAAUUGAUACCUGCAUGCCACAGUUACUCUUAAUGUCUGUGUUGCAGCUAAAAGCUUUUUUUUCCUAUUGCAGCAGAUGGUGAAGAAGCCAGACGCAGCAAAAGAAGUGAAAUAUGAGCCCUUCUCAUUUCCUGACGGUAUGUUUUAACAUGGCUUUGUGCACAUCUCUCUCUUUGAAAAGUGCAAGGGUUUCAAGCGCUUUAUGUGAUGCUUAUGAAUCUCAAUACUGAACUAAAUGUAAUCAAACAUGUAAUAAUAAGAUACAAUGAAAAUGCAAACUCAUAAGGAGAAAAAGAACACAAUGUUAAAAGUUUUAUAAGGUCCAACUUCAGUCCAGUUCGAUCAGGAUUGGACUUUCCUGUUAAGUGAUUUAAAGUUGUGUUCCUGUCACUCCUUCAGACUUGGGCUCCAACAACAGCGGCUACUAUGACCUGCAGGCUGUGCUGACACACCAAGGCCGCUCCAGCUCCUCAGGUCACUACGUGGGAUGGGUCAAGAGGAAAGAAGGUAACGGCAGUUUCUCAAGCAGUCGCAAACUUGUGUCAUAAAUCAACCAAAAUCUUGCAGGAACCCGAUGCCGAGUGCACACAGAUGUUCAGGAACUGAUAGUUUCUUCUCUUUCCUCUGCUCUCGGCCUCGCUCAGAUGAAUGGAUCAAGUUCGACGAUGACAAGGUGAGCGUGGUGUCUCCAGAGGAUAUCCUGCGACUGUCCGGGGGCGGAGACUGGCAUAUAGCGUACGUUCUACUGUACGGACCCCGCAGACUGGAAAUACUUGAAGAGGAUCAGUAGCUGUGGAAGAACCUCCCGGAAGACAAACACAACAUCAAACACGUACGAAUUGCCAUUUCCAAGCACUGUCUGCAUAGAUGUGCAAUAAAACUGGUGUCUUUAAAGAUUUGAUGACCUUAAUUUUUUGUUUUCUGUUUUUGUAACCAACACAGAUGCUUGUAAAACAAAUUCUGUCAAAUGGUGUUAAAUAUUCAACCACGGUGGGCUUUGAAAAUGGAGAUAUGACAAGAGGCAAUCUCUGGACUGGAUCCUCAGACGAGGUUUUUAAGUCUAGCUCUGCAGUUUCAUUAAAUGUUUUAUACACAUUGUAUAUUUUUUAAAGCCUUUGAUAAGGUGCUCAUAUCAUUAAAGUUAAGUAUUUCUCUUUAUUCAUUUAAUCAACUUGUAUAAAAAUGCCUAGCCAACUUGUCGUCCUUGACGCUGGCUCGUAUCUUCUCAGAUGUAUAACGGAGAUUCUCACUCGACACUGUAAAGACUCGCCCUUAUUCACCUGUUGGCCCCUUGGGAAGUUCGGGUUCAAUCUCAGGUCUUUUCUUAAGUGCUUGGCUCACAUCAUCUCCUGGAAUUGUUCUCAAAUGGGGUUUCUUUCUGCCAAAUCUUGAUCUUGAAAAUCUGAUGCUUUUUGGGGAAGUGUGCGGGGAACUAUUUCAGAACAGGUUGCACUUGCGGUGAACUGUGCACAGUUAAAUAAAGACCUGAGAUUCGACCGUGAUGAUGGUUUACUCGACAAGCCUUGAAUAUCGUUCCUGCCGACACUGAUUCAGACAUUGACAUCUGUACUUUUAAAAUGCUAUGCUUUGUUUCUCCUCGCCGGCCUCCUGAUCACCCUGCCACCAUGUGUAAGACCUAACAUCACCACUCUGUAAUAAGUUAUUGACUGAUUGCUUUUCAUAGGUGGUGAAAAUAAACUGUUAUACCAAAA